Messenger RNA from Clupea harengus (Atlantic herring), 5192 nucleotides. RefSeq names its product exportin 1 (CRM1 homolog, yeast) b (gene xpo1b). Gene Ontology annotation, molecular function: small GTPase binding; nuclear export signal receptor activity. The record is from RefSeq and is a predicted model, not a curated record. Gene Ontology annotation, cellular component: nucleus; cytoplasm. NCBI's taxonomy places the organism in Eukaryota, Metazoa, Chordata, Actinopteri, Clupeiformes, Clupeidae. Gene Ontology annotation, biological process: ribosomal small subunit export from nucleus; protein export from nucleus; ribosomal large subunit export from nucleus.
AACCGGUUAUGAGUUUGUUGCUUGAGAGGAGAACAGGCGCAGGCUCACAGUCUCUCAAACCGCCCGCUGCAAAAUUUAUCUCAGUAAAGAUAUAAUUUAUAAAUUAAGCUUUAUUUUAUUUCGUAAAAUGCAUCGGAGUACGAAGUUACUCAGCUUGCCGUGAUUAUUGGUGCGAAUUCCACAUCAGUGGUCAUCACCAUCCAACAACUAACGUUAUCAUAGCUAUAGUGGAACAGGGGCUGUCUAACGUUAGGGGAUAGACAGCCUUUUUUUAGCUGUAGCUAGGUAGCUCAUGCUAGCAAACUAGCAAGUAUCAAGCAACUGGAAUACUGAAGCUAGACAGCUUUUGUAAGUUCGUGGCGUAAAAGCCAUCCCUCUUUCAGGCAAAGGCUUGGAUUUUUGAGCUCUAUGCCAGCAAUUAUGACAAUGUUAGCCGACCAUGCAGCGCGACAGCUGCUGGACUUCAACCAGAAACUGGAUAUUAACCUGCUGGAUAAUGUUGUGAAUUGUCUCUACCACGGUGUGGGACCCCAGCAAAGAAUGGCACAGGAGGUGUUGACCCAUUUGAAAGAACAUCCGGAUGCCUGGACCAGAGUAGACACCAUCUUGGAGUUCUCGCAGAACAUGAACACCAAAUACUAUGCCCUGCAGAUUCUGGAAACGGUUAUAAAAACAAGAUGGAAGAUUUUACCACGAAACCAGUGUGAAGGAAUCAAAAAGUAUGUUGUCGGUCUGAUAAUCAAGACGUCAUCUGACGCAACAAGUGUUGAGAAAGAGAAGGUAUACAUAGGAAAGCUGAAUAUGAUCCUGGUGCAGAUCCUUAAGCAGGAGUGGCCUAAGCAUUGGCCCACCUUCAUCAGUGACAUAGUGGGCGCCAGCCGCACCAGCGAGAGCCUGUGCCAGAACAACAUGGUCAUCCUGAAGCUGCUGAGCGAGGAGGUGUUCGACUUCUCCAGCGGACAGAUGACCCAGGUCAAAGCCAAGCACCUUAAAGACAGCAUGUGUAAUGAAUUCUCCCAGAUUUUCCAGCUCUGCCAGUUUGUCAUGGAAAACUCCCAGAAUGCCCCACUGGUCCACGCCACGUUAGAAACGUUGCUUCGGUUUCUCAACUGGAUACCACUUGGCUACAUAUUUGAAACCAAGCUCAUCAGCACGCUUGUAUAUAAGUUCCUAAACGUGCCCAUGUUCCGCAACGUGACGCUGAAGUGCCUGACGGAGAUCGCCGGUGUGAGCGUGAGUCAGUAUGAGGAGCAGUUUGUCACACUGUUCACACUCACGAUGAUGCAGCUCAAACAGAUGCUUCCUCUGAACACCAACAUCCGCCUGGCUUACGCCAACGGCAAGGACGACGAGCAGAACUUCAUCCAGAACCUGAGCCUGUUCCUCUGCACCUUCCUCAAGGAGCACGGCCAGCUCAUCGAGAAGAGGCUCAACCUGCGGGAGACCCUCAUGGAGGCUCUGCACUACAUGCUGCUGGUGUCUGAGGUGGAGGAGACGGAAAUCUUCAAGAUCUGCCUGGAGUACUGGAACCACCUGGCGGCCGAGCUGUACCGCGAGAGCCCCUUCUCUACCUCCACCUCGCCGCUCCUGUCAGGCAGCCAGCACUUCGACGUGCCCCCCAGGAGGCAGCUCUACCUGCCCGUCCUCUCCAAGGUGCGAAUGCUGAUGGUGAGCCGCAUGGCCAAGCCUGAGGAGGUGCUGGUGGUGGAGAACGACCAGGGCGAGGUGGUGCGGGAGUUCAUGAAGGACACGGACUCCAUCAACCUCUACAAGAACAUGCGGGAGACGCUUGUCUACCUGACUCACUUGGACUACGCAGACACGGAGCGCAUCAUGACCGAGAAGCUGCACAACCAGGUGAACGGGACGGAGUGGUCCUGGAAGAACCUGAACACGCUCUGCUGGGCCAUAGGCUCCAUCAGUGGAGCCAUGCACGAGGAGGACGAGAAGAGGUUCCUGGUCACUGUGAUCAAGGACCUCCUGGGACUAUGUGAGCAGAAGAGGGGGAAAGACAACAAAGCCAUCAUCGCCUCCAACAUCAUGUACAUCGUGGGUCAGUACCCACGGUUCCUGCGUGCCCACUGGAAGUUUCUCAAGACUGUUGUCAACAAGCUGUUCGAGUUCAUGCACGAGACCCACGAUGGCGUGCAAGACAUGGCGUGCGACACCUUCAUCAAGAUCGCCCAGAAGUGCCGGCGACACUUUGUCCAGGUGCAGGUGGGCGAGGUGAUGCCCUUCAUCGACGAGAUCCUCAACAACAUCAACACCAUCAUCUGUGACCUCCAGCCCCAGCAGGUGCACACGUUCUACGAGGCGGUGGGCUACAUGAUCGGAGCGCAGACGGACCAGGCCGUGCAGGAGCACCUGAUAGAGAAGUACAUGCUGCUCCCCAACCAGGUGUGGGACAGCAUCAUCCAGCAGGCCACCAAGAACGUGGACAUCCUGAAGGACCCAGAGACCGUGAAGCAGCUGGGCAGCAUCCUGAAGACCAACGUGCGGGCCUGCAAGGCCGUGGGCCACCCCUUCGUCAUCCAGCUGGGGCGCAUCUACCUGGACAUGCUCAACGUCUACAAGUGCCUGAGCGAGAACAUCUCUGCUGCCAUCCAGACCAAUGGUGAGAUGGUGACUAAGCAGCCUCUGAUCAGGAGCAUGAGGACAGUGAAGCGGGAGACGCUAAAGCUAAUUUCUGGCUGGGUCAGCCGCUCCAACGACCCACAGAUGGUGGGGGAGAACUUUGUUCCUCCACUUCUGGAUGCCGUGCUUAUCGAUUACCAGCGGAAUGUUCCGGCUGCCAGGGAACCUGAGGUGCUCAGCACCAUGGCAACCAUCGUAAACAAACUUGGCGGGCACAUCACCACGGAAAUCCCACAGAUUUUUGAUGCCGUCUUCGAGUGCACUCUGAACAUGAUCAACAAGGACUUUGAGGAAUACCCCGAGCACAGGACGCACUUCUUCUACCUGCUCCAGGCAGUGAAUUCCCACUGCUUCCCAGCAUUCCUGGCCAUCCCGCCAGCCCAGUUCAAGCUGGUGCUGGACUCCAUCAUCUGGGCCUUCAAGCACACCAUGAGGAAUGUGGCCGACACGGGUCUGCAGAUCCUCUACACGCUCCUGCAGAACGUGGCGCAGGAAGAGGCCGCGGCGCAGAGCUUCUACCAGACCUACUUCUGUGACAUCCUGCAGCACAUCUUCUCCGUUGUCACGGAUACGUCGCAUACUGCCGGUCUGACGAUGCAUGCCUCCAUCCUGGCGUACAUGUUCAACCUGGUGGAGGAGGGCAAGAUCAACACCGCCCUCAAUCCCUCCAGCCCAGUCAACAACCAGGGCUUCAUCCAGGAGUAUGUGGCCAACCUGCUCAAGACGGCCUUCCCCCACCUGCAGGAUGCCCAAGUCAAGGUGUUUGUAACAGGCCUCUUCAGCUUAAACCAGGACAUCCCAGCCUUCAAGGAACACCUGAGGGACUUCCUGGUGCAGAUUAAGGAGUUUGCAGGCGAGGACACCACAGACCUGUUCCUGGAGGAGCGGGAGGCGUCGCUCAGACAGGCCCAGGAGGAGAAGCACAAGCUUCAGAUGUCUGUGCCCGGCAUCCUCAACCCCCACGAGAUCCCCGAGGAGAUGUGUGACUGAGCUCUCUCUCACUCUCACACACACACACACACACACACACACACACACACAUGCACAAACGAAUCAGUCUCACCCACACUCAAACACACACUCACACUCACACUCACACACCUACAACUGUACAUAAGGACACAAAUGAUAAACUAGAAUACACACCACCGAGAGCCGAGUGCGGAGGUGGCACACCUUCCCUGGGCAGUGUGUGUGUGUGUGUGUGUGUGUGUGUGUGUGUGUGUGUGUGUGUGUAUAUGUAUGUAUGUAUGUAUGUAUGUGUGUGUGUACAUGCUCUUGGAAGGUUGCGUGCGUGCACACGCGUGUGUGUGUGUGUGUGUGUGUGUGGUUAGCCUGUCUUGCGGAGAGGUGAGGUUAGCACUCUGGUGGUUGUCGACCAAAACAAUGCCAAUAUGUAAAUGCUAGUCACCCAGUGGCCCUUUUUACAUAGUAUGCGUUUUAUAUGGAGACCUCUGUGUAAUAUCUUUGCAUUGUUCAUUCAAGCAUACAGUUGGACAUACCUUAUCUAUGAGCUGCAUGAGGUUGUAAGAUUUAGACAUUUUAAACUUUUGGUUUUGUUUGGAUUUGUUUGCCCUAACAACUCACUGCCCCCUCCCUUAUUUGUAUUUGUUAUAUAUAUAUAUAUGAGAGGCAGCAGGACAUCCCUUGUUUUCGUUUUCGUUUUGUUUUGUUUUCUUUCUUUUGUGCAAAGGUGUGUGUCUCCAGUCAUCUGCAGAAUUCCUCCAAGUCCCCCAUGAUGUUGCCGACAGGAAGUGAUGUCAGUAUUUAGGAGGGAGUGAGCCUAAACUCUGUCCCGUGGCCCUCUGUAGCUGCCGGUGACGAGAGAAUGUGAUUAUGAAUGAAGGUCUGGAAGAUGCUGCUUUUUCUUCCCUCUCCCCUCUUCUCGUCUCCGUGGUCUUCCUCCUCUUUAGUGGUGUCAGGGUCGUGUUUGUUACGCGCUUUCUCUAGGCACUUCUUUGCUGAGGUUGGAGGAGUGUUUCGAUUAUGUGCAUAUCAUCCCAAUUGUAUAGCAUCGGUCAUACCAUGGGAACAUAAGGUUAUUGUCCUUUUUUUUUCUUCUUUUUUUUUUUCUUUGGUAGGUGUGUGCGUGUGUGCUGUCGCUUUGCCGACAUCAAGUUUCUGUUCUCCUCAAUGAGGAUUGUUGCUCAUUUGUGAGCCUUCAUUAAAUCGAAGUAUAAGAAAGUGGUUCAGAAAUAUUUAUGGGUUAAUGUAGGUUACCUCUUUAUAACAACUCAUGUUAACUCAGCUUUUUUCAGAAUGAAUUGUACUAAUUUUCAUUGUUUACCAUGCGGUAGUGCUUCAAGACACUACUUAGAGCAAAAUAAAACUCGGUUUACAUUUAAUUUUGUAUUUUUGCAUUUUCGUUUUUAUCUUUAAAUUGUUCAAAUUAAAAAUUGCUUUUAUCCAGAGAGGAAAAAAUGUAAUUGCCAACAAUCUAAUUAGGCAAGGAAUGUAUAAAUCAAACACCAAUGGCUAGUGGCAGUCAGUCCCCUUCUCUAAGUGUUACAUUUGUUGUGAGACUUUUUGAACUGAUUAAAGUUGAAAGAAUUUUAUAA